UAGCGGGCACGGCCGUCGUGAAAGGAUCAGAAUAAAAGUGUUAUCAGUAGUUUAAAAUACAGUGUGAUUUGUCAGAAUAGAGCGAACACUUUUGUAAAUAUAUAUUUUUUUAGUUUCUUAUAAGCCGGACAGUGCCCCUCUAUAUUGAAAAAUUUCUAUCAAAAAGUAUUUCAUCGCGUUUCAGUGGGUAUUUUGAAGUGUAGAAUUGAGAAAAAAAUCUUGCCUAGUCAUUGCUGACUUUCAAAAAUUGUGUGUUUGGUGACAGUGUGAAUUGAAAAAAGUUAUAGGAUAUUUUUUUAUUUAUUUGAAUAGUUUUGAUGGAUAAUAAAGUUUAAAUCACUAUAGAGUUGUGAGUUCAUCAUUUUUUGCUGUGACUGUAAUAGGCCGGCGCCAAUAUGUUGGGCGUAUCAAGGAUGACAGGCGCAAUGAGGUGCCACCUCAAGAAGCAGUUCAUGCAGCUGUCCAUGUCCAGGCAUUACUCACCCGAAGUCGAAUACAAGCCAAUCCGAAAAGUACUUGUUGCCAACAGAGGUGAGAUCGCGAUCCGUGUGUUCCGAGCAUGUACCGAGCUGGGCAUCCGUUCCGUAGCCAUCUACUCGGAGCAGGACAAGAUGCAGAUGCACCGGCAGAAGGCCGACGAGUCCUAUGUGGUUGGCAAGGGACUGCCACCUGUACAGGCAUAUCUCAACAUUCCCGAGAUAAUCAGAGUUGCCAAGGAAAACGACGUGGACGCAAUCCACCCUGGUUACGGAUUGCUAUCUGAGAGAAGUGACUUCGCUCAGGCAGUCAUUGAUGCAGGCAUCCGUUUCAUUGGUCCCACUCCUUUCGUUGUACAACAGAUGGGUGACAAGGUUCGUAGAGAAUUAUGCUUUCAACAACUUCAAAAAUUAAAACAAGUAUAAUAUAAUCACCAUCAUACUCUAUAGCACUUACAUUCCUAAACCAAUGCUAUAUAUUCAUAUUCAGAGUGUAUCGUAUUCAGAGAGUAUAGAAU
Nilaparvata lugens (brown planthopper) is the source of this 994-nucleotide messenger RNA. RefSeq names its product pyruvate carboxylase, mitochondrial. The coding region runs from base 396 to 902 and encodes 168 amino acids. NCBI's taxonomy places the organism in Eukaryota, Metazoa, Arthropoda, Insecta, Hemiptera, Delphacidae. Gene Ontology annotation, biological process: gluconeogenesis; pyruvate metabolic process. The transcript is spliced from 4 exons. The record is from RefSeq and is a predicted model, not a curated record. Gene Ontology annotation, molecular function: pyruvate carboxylase activity; ATP binding. Gene Ontology annotation, cellular component: cytoplasm.